Messenger RNA from Colletotrichum karsti, 1329 nucleotides. Its product is annotated as C6 zinc finger protein. The record is from RefSeq and is a predicted model, not a curated record. Lineage: Eukaryota; Fungi; Ascomycota; Sordariomycetes; Glomerellales; Glomerellaceae. Bases 1 to 1329 code for a protein of 442 amino acids. The transcript is spliced from 3 exons. Gene Ontology annotation, biological process: regulation of transcription by RNA polymerase II. Gene Ontology annotation, molecular function: DNA-binding transcription activator activity, RNA polymerase II-specific; zinc ion binding.
AUGGAUGGGUCCGGAGGAUCGUCGUCGGCGCCGGAGUCGACGCCGACGGCCACCGCGACGACACCCGGGGCUGCCUCCGCCUCGACGACGGUGGUGGGCGGCGGCGCAUCAACUGCGAGUACGGGUGGCGGCAGCGUUAAUGCUUCGACGACUGUGGUUUCCAGGCGGUCGCAUCCCAAGUCCAGGACGGGGUGCAGGACGUGUAAAAAUCGAAAAAUCAAGUGCGACGAACACAAACCCUCAUGCCGGAACUGCAUCAAGCACGCCGUCCCGUGCGACUUUCUGCAAUCUCAACGCCACGGCUCGUCCUCGUCAGUCCCCAGGUCACCGGGUGGCACGCAGACGCCGGGCCCGAGCAACGGCACGCACGGAGGCAUCCCGAGCUUCGGCGGGGGCGGCGGCCUGGACGACCUCUCGCUGAACCUGGUGGACCUGGAGCUCAUGCACAACUUCACGACCUUCGCGUACACGACAUUGUCGACGGACGCCGUCGUGAGGCAGAUGUGGAAGGUGCCCGUUGUCCGCCUCGCGCUGGAGUGCGACUACGUCAUGCGUGCCCUGCUCUCCGUCUCGGCGCUGCACCUCGCGCACCACAGGCCGGAGCGCAGGGACUUCUUCAUCAGUAGGGCCCUGACGUAUCACCAGAUGGCUAGCCGAACGGCCAUGGGCCUGAUGGGUGCUCUGGAUGGCGAAAAUUGCGAGAAGCUUUACCUCUUUUCCGUCCUUACAAUCUUCUUUGCACUCGCGUGCCCUCGCAAAUCCUCAGACUCCCUAAUCAUGGGCGAGUCCUCCUUCCCGGACUGGAUGUUCCUCCUCCGCGGCACGCGCGGUCUCCUCAAGAUCCUCGACCCGCGCUCCUACACGGGUCCCUUACUGCCCAUGUUCACCCACGGCCGCGAGCGCUACAUGCACACGCGCGACGACUCCAAGGUCCAAUCGGACCUCCUCGCCGACCUCCAGCGCCUCGUCAACAAGACCUGUGCGGACCCGGAGCUGCUGCCGACGUACAACCGCGCCAUCGACGAGCUACGGCGCACGCUGAGCAUCUUCCUCUGGGACGGCGGGCGCGGCAUGGACAUCACGGACGCGUUUGUCUGGAAGUACCUCAUGGCGGAGGAAUUUCUUCCGCUCCUCAAGAGCCCCGGGGCCACGCAGGAGGCGGUGGCCAUAUUCUCGCACUUUUGUAUCCUGCUCAAGAGACUGGAGAAUGAGUGGUGGCUGCAAGGGUGGGCCACGCAUCUCAUCUCGAGGGCGUGGGCGCUGCUGGAUCAGGAUCAUCGGUUGUGGAUCCAGUGGCCUAUCGAGGAGCUUGGGUGGGUGCCGCCGUAA